Messenger RNA from Penicillium antarcticum, 867 nucleotides. RefSeq names its product SDR family NAD(P)-dependent oxidoreductase. The coding region runs from base 1 to 867 and encodes 288 amino acids. Lineage: Eukaryota; Fungi; Ascomycota; Eurotiomycetes; Eurotiales; Aspergillaceae. The record is from RefSeq and is a predicted model, not a curated record. Gene Ontology annotation, molecular function: oxidoreductase activity, acting on the CH-OH group of donors, NAD or NADP as acceptor. The transcript is spliced from 2 exons.
AUGGCCGGAAGAGCGCCGAAAGGAUUCAUUUAUUACCAACUCCUCUUGCAUAACGUCGGCCUCGUGUUGUCCCUCAAAGGAAAAGUCGCCCUAAUCAUCGGCCUCGGCCAAAGUCAACCAGAAGGAUGGGGGAUUGGAGCAGCAACCGCAGUGCUCCUUGCCCGACAAGGGGCACAAAUCUUCGGUGGUAAUCGCACUUUAGCUUCGACUGUUACUACCAAAGACACCAUCGAGACCGAGGGUGGAACAUGUACUGUGAUGAAGACAGAUGUGACAUCUGCUACCGCGACAAAAGCUCUAGUGGAUGCCUGUAUCGCGAAACAUGGACGUAUCGACAUUCUCAUCAAUAAUGUCGGGAAGUCUGAGCCUGGAUGUCCUGCAGCGAUGGCGGAGGAUAUCUGGGAUCCUCAGGUUGAUAUCAACUUGAAGAGCGUGUAUUUGACGUGUCACCAUGUUUUGCCGAUCAUGGAGAAGCAGGGAAGUGGUGCUAUUGUGAGCGUUGCUAGUAUCGCUGGCUUGAGGUACAUUGGGAAGCCUCAGGUUGGAUACUCCGCCACAAAGGCUGCUAUCAUUCAGCUAAUGAAAGCUACUGCUGUCAUCUAUGCGGACAAGGGUGUGCGUCUCAAUACUGUUGUCCCUGGACUCAUGGACACCCCGUACACGAAAGGCUUGGUCUACAGGUACGCGGAUGGUGAAGCAGAGUCUUAUAUGCAAAUGCGAAAUGCACAGGUUCCCAUGGGGGAAAUGGGGGAUGCAUGGGAUGUGGCUAAUGCUACAUUGUUUCUCGUUAGCGAUGAAGCCAAGUACAUUACUGGCCAGGAGCUUGUUGUAAAUGGUGGCAUCACGUCUUCAACGGGGAGGACAUGA